This is a messenger RNA of Dermacentor silvarum, 2644 nucleotides long. RefSeq lists its product as uncharacterized. NCBI's taxonomy places the organism in Eukaryota, Metazoa, Arthropoda, Arachnida, Ixodida, Ixodidae. Gene Ontology annotation, biological process: proteolysis. Gene Ontology annotation, cellular component: lysosome. The record is from RefSeq and is a predicted model, not a curated record. Gene Ontology annotation, molecular function: cysteine-type peptidase activity.
CCUUGCGCUGCUAGCCGAGCUCCCGCACAAGAGCGCCGGGCCCAACAGGAGGCAGAGGCUGCGGCUAACCCCCCGGCACCGUAGGUGAACCGAGCACGCUCACGCGUACUAUAAUCCCCACCAAGGCGAACCCUCAAAGGUCGGAACGAUGUCUUCUAGAAGAACGACGCGGCCCGUUGUUCCGCUCGUCCCGUGUGUCCUGCUCUGGUGUCUGGUGACCUCCACACUGGCCAUCGAUCCCGAUCUGGUGGGCGACUUCUGUGCUGCCCGCAGGGACCCCUGCUGUCGCGGCCGCAUGGACGACUGCUCGGUUCCCAUCCUGGGGACGGUGUGCUACUGCGACGUCUUCUGCGAGCGGCCGGGCAACGGGGACUGCUGCCCCGACUACCCGAGAGUGUGCAAGGGUAUCAUCGAGCCCCCGCCACAAGUGGUCCAACUCGAGUGUGUUGUCGACGGUGCGCGGUACUACGUGGGCCAGACGGUCAACGUCGACUGCAACAGAUGCACCUGCCGCAACGUGUCGGAUCGCCACGCCCAGCUCCAGUGCGAAGACCGAGUGUGCAUCAACAGGCAGGAGCUGAUUAGGCAAAUCAACAACGGCAACUUCGGGUGGCAGGCAACAAACUAUUCGUUCUUCCAAGGCAAGCUUCUGGACGAAGGCAUCCGCUACAGGCUAGGCACCCACCAACCAGAGAGACCGACUGUCGAGAUGAGCGAGCUGCACCUGAAGAAGCGCGAGCAGCUGCCCGAGGAGUUCGACGCUCGCAUCCGAUGGCCGGGCCUGGUGCACGGGGUGCGGGACCAAGGGGACUGCGCCUCGUCUUGGGCAUUCUCCACUGCAGCUGUGGCUUCCGAUCGGCUGUCGAUCCAGUCCCGAGGCGUGGACAAGGUGGAAGUGUCCCCGCAAGACCUUAUGUCCUGCCUCAACGGAGGACGCCGAGUCGUCUGCCAAGGUGGACACGCUGACCGCGGCUGGAGGUUCCUCGUCAACUACGGUGGUGUUGCCGAGGAGUGCUACCCGUAUGAAGGCGCGCGAAACAACGCCAGCGCCACCUGCCGCAUUCCCCGGCGACGCGUCCCUACCGAAGACGCGCAAUGCCCCACGGGAAGGACGGACCAGAAGUACUUCUCUACUCCGCCUUACAGGGUACCCGCUAACGAGGAAGACAUUAUGCAGGAGAUCUACGCCAACGGCCCUGUCCAAGCACUGAUCCUGGUGAAGGAGGACCUCUUCCUGUACCGCUCGGGCGUCUACAAACACACACGCAUCUCGGAGUCCCUGCCAACCGAGUUCCGCAGGAGUGGGUGGCAUUCGGUCCGCAUUCUCGGGUGGGGAGUCGACAGGUCUCAGUACCGUCCGAUCAAGUACUGGCUCUGCGCCAACUCGUGGGGCCAUGCCUGGGGCGAGAACGGCUACUUCCGCAUUGUGCGGGGUGAGGACGAAAGCCAGAUCGAGUCCUUCGUGCUGGCCGUAUGGGGCCGCAGCUACGCCUCCUACUACCGGCAGCAGGGGUCACAGCAACGGGAGCGAGAGUAUGACGGAUACCCCGGCGGCUACCCUGGCUACCCGCCUAACGAGCUCAGCUAAACCCCACCACCCAACCUCUACCAUCGCGGUGCAUGCACACCUUUACGUGCCUCCGUUUCCCACUAAACCAGGGCCGGAGUGCGCAUAUGUACACUUCAUCAGAACUGACCGUAAAUCAUUGCACAUGCAUUCUAAAGUCUGAACUACCACACAAACAUGAGAAAACGUUACAAUGCGACAGAAACAUGCCACUUGGCGGAACAAUGGCAUUAGGUUAUUUAAAUACACUGUGCCUGGAAUUGCUUUGCAAGGAUCUUUCUCAAAUUUAAAUGUUGCACCUUCAUGCGCCAAAGCUUCUCAUUCUAUGUAUGAAAUGCAAGCCAUGUGUCCCUAGACAGACGCCUUGUACAAAAUCAGAUGAAGUAGACCGAGUUAUGGUGGCUUCAAACAACGAGACUGCAUUUUCAUGACACUGGGCGCUGCCGAACAACAUGCUGCUCCGACACAUUAGGUUGAAACCAUCUGCAUGGUUUAUGCCCUCCAGCCAGCCUCCGUGCCAUUUGAUUCUGACAAGGCUGCAGAGAGUUCUCAAUGUUGUUGAAUUUCUGCUUUAAGACAGCACAUCCACAUACGCGCAAUAAACUUGUUACAUCUAAUAUGGCCACAUACUGUAACAAAGAGUGUACCAUUGUGAGUUUUAUUUUGCUAAUAGUUUCAACCUUGUCAACCAUCUACUACUUCAUUCUCCAUGCUAUACAACAAGGUCACACUAGAAAGUAUGCCUUACAUGUACUUGUGCAUUAAAGAAUACAAUGUGUUCACAAUCAGGGUCACUGCCUUCUGGUAACAUGACACUGGAACCCUCUCAUGUAGUUUGCUUUUUUUGGUUUUUCAGGAAAUGCAUUUGAAUUCUAUGUAUUAUUACCACAAUGUUUUCUUGCUUCGUUUAUUUACAAGACGUCACAAAUUUUAUUCUUGUCAGUUUAUGCUGACAUUUGGUGUUUCAAGAGUGUUUGCAUUGUUUACAUCCUGGCCUCAGGCCUGUUUUACGAGCUGUAAACAUUUCUCGUAGUUCAAUAAAUGCAUCACUGCCAACACACUGCCAUUGCAAAAGUG